Messenger RNA from Penicillium argentinense, 981 nucleotides. Its product is annotated as endonuclease/exonuclease/phosphatase. Lineage: Eukaryota; Fungi; Ascomycota; Eurotiomycetes; Eurotiales; Aspergillaceae. The coding region runs from base 1 to 981 and encodes 326 amino acids. The record is from RefSeq and is a predicted model, not a curated record. The transcript has a single exon.
AUGCCGGUGAAGCGUAGCGAGCGCGGAGGGAACGCGUCCAGCGACGCGUCUGACCCUCCCGUUCCCGACGCAGCACCCAUUUUGUCCACCACGAGGUCGGGCCUUGUGCGCCAGGGUCCAGUGGCCACAACCACACAGGGAAUUGCUGCAGAAGGAGACAAUGAAGUCGGAUCACUUCCAGGGACAACCAAGGGCCCAGCGCAGCAGAUUCUGCAUUACCUUAAACCGGUCCUACGAGCGAACACCGAGCUUCGGGUUGCAAACGCCGAACUUGCGGAGGAAUGCAAACGCAUGUCAGAAGCAUACAAGAACGUGGAGGCCAUCGCGGCCGAAGCAGCGUUAUAUCGCAAGGAACUGGAUGAAUCGCGGAAAGAGGUCCAUGAGCUCUACAAGGAGGUCGCCAACCUGAAAGAACUAAUCCAGUCGGUGUCAAUGGGGCCACCCACCACUGCGAAGUUAGCCCCUCCCUGGGCGCAAGUCCAGCUCCGGGCGUCGGCAUUGCGAUGGGUUUGGGCGAAUACUAAACAACACCGGAAGAACCACUUCCAACUGUGGACCACUGGCCAGUUUACUCGCCAGCUGGAUUCGGCACUCCCAGGACCCCACACGAAGAUACUCUAUGACAGCCUGGAUCGGGAGAAAGCAGCGAUACUAGCUCAACUCCGCACGGGACAUGCCAGACUGAAUGGAUAUCUUCAUCGAAUCGGCAAGGCCGAUAGUGAUUUGUGCGAAUGUGGCAUUGAGCGAGAAACAGUCCCUCAUUUCUUGCUUCGAUGUACACGGUGGAAUGAGCAGCGUCGCGCGCUGAUUGAGGCUACAGGGCCGAGCUUCGGUAAUCUGUCACAGAUGCUAGGAGGUAAACCUGAGAUUGGAGGAGAUUCGUGUGUAGCGAAUGGAAGAGCUUGGAAACCGGAUAUUAAGAUUGUCAGAGCCGCCAUCGCGUUUGCGGUGGAGACAAGACGGUUGGCUCCUGAAGGGUGA